Vombatus ursinus (common wombat) is the source of this 2394-nucleotide messenger RNA. It is a transcript of the gene DAP, whose product is annotated as death associated protein. Gene Ontology annotation, molecular function: death domain binding. The transcript is spliced from 4 exons. Lineage: Eukaryota; Metazoa; Chordata; Mammalia; Diprotodontia; Vombatidae. Bases 107 to 418 code for a protein of 103 amino acids. The record is from RefSeq and is a predicted model, not a curated record. Gene Ontology annotation, biological process: negative regulation of autophagy; cellular response to amino acid starvation; apoptotic signaling pathway.
CGACGACGCGCUCGGGCUCCUCGAGCGACGGGCGCGCGCAGCCGGUCGCCAGCUCCCCGGGCCCCCGAACCGAGACAAAAAAGGAGAGAGCGAGUCAGUGUCCACAAUGUCUUCGCCUACUGACGAGAAAGUAGAGACUAGAGCUGGACACCCUCCUGCGGUAAAAGCUGGUGGAAUGAGAAUUGUGCAGAAACACCCUCAUAGUGGAGAUGCCAAAGAAGAGAGAGAUAAGGAUGAUCAAGAAUGGGAAAGCACCAGCCCACCUAAACCAACUGUGUACAUCUCUGGUGUUAUUGCAAGGGGUGACAAAGAUUUCCCCCCUGCUGCAGCUCAGGUGGCUCACCAGAAACCACACCCCUCUGUGGAAAAGCAUCCCUCUCACCGAACAACACAGCACAUCCAGCAGCCCCGCAAGUGAAGGUCCUGCUGCCACUCCAUCACUGUGGUUCUUGGAGAAGAGCACGUACUUUCCUCUUAGGUUUGACAUUUAUAGAGCAACAAGAAUUGGUCCAGCUUUUUUUUUUCUCUCUCUAGCUCUGUAGAAAAAUUUAAGACAAAGCAAAUCAGUAGCUUCCUUUGCCUUACAUUUCUUUGUUUACUGCCUGCAAAUAGAUCAGAUACCCAUGUAUCUUGUUCACCUAAAUGCAAACAACACUUGAGUCUCAUUCCCUCCCCCCCCAUCUAGAAUCUUUAUUCAAUUUAGCCUCAUCUGCAGUUUUGCUUAGGAAGUACAGUGAUGUUUUUUAAAAAUUGAGUUUGAGUAGUUCUAAAGUUGCCUUUGACUUCUACCAUGAAGUGAAGUGUGAUAUUUAAAAACAAUUGUAAACCAAUUUAGGGAAAAGUGACGUAAAGGUUAGGGAAAAAAUGGGUCAUUUUGUAAUCUUAUUUUUAUCAGACACUAGAGUCUUCCCAUAUAGUCCAGAGCAAAAUGGGGAAGUCAGUUAAAGUUUCAUACUGUUUUUUCAAUGCAUAACCUGAACAGUUAUAUCCUUUAAGAGUCUUGUUGCUGGAGAAUGAGAAUCCAAGAAGUCUUACUCAAAAUGAAGCAUUUUGCUUUGAGUCACAGGACUGGGGAGUUUGUUGUAUCCCAGAAAGUCCUGGCUUGAGAAAUAGGUAAACUUAUGCAUCUCUGUAAUCAUCUUGGUAGCUUGGAUAUGAGGGGGACUCUUAGGACUCUACCCACAUUGUGGUGGGGGGUGGGAGGAGAGAUAUAUGGAUAAUGUUUAGAAAAGUUUAAUAAGAUGAUUUAAAGCAGGGGGAAUAAUAGGUAAAAACCCACCAAGUUCAAAGAGAUCCAGUUUUCUUCCAAAGGGAGAUUAAUCCCAUUGUCAAGAAAAGAUAAAUACAUUCCUCUUUAUUUGGAGCAAUUGUUUGCGGACCUCACAACUGUGGUCAGACUUUCCUUUGCCCUAAUUACAUAAUUAAUUACUCCUACUAAUGUUUAAGUGUUUGAUGUCAUUCUGAGUUAUUUUGUAUGUGAUUCUUGCCAGUUGAUAUUUAUAAGACUGCUGCUGGAAUGAUUACUAUACUAUUUCCCUAUUGGAAAAUAAACUCAUUCCAGUUAUUUGCGUGUGAAAAAAAGGUCUCUCAAACAAUACAAUUUUAUGGAGAAAGCAUUGCCUUGUUAGGAUACUAGCAGUCUGUUUUGAAGCUAUUUGUUGCUGCAGGUCAGCAAUGGUACUAUGAAUGGCCGCCUGCCUACAACACCAAUCAUCCUCAGAUAAAAUAAUGAACUCCACAUCCAUCAGUUGGUAGAAAUACUUGUAACUCUCCCUUGAUCAAUGUCUCUUAACCCUCCUCUCAAAAAAGAAUGUUCACAGUUCACUUCGUUUCAUGUUUUGAAGAAAACUUAGGGUUUUCUUAGCUCCAGAUUAACAGCAGGCCAGUUUCCUAUGGCAGUGACAUUCUGUCAUCUGUGUUGUUUCAUAAUGGCAGAAGUAUUAAUGUGAACAUUUUCUGCCUCCGUAAGGCACUGUAUUUUGUCAUUACUUCACAGUCAGAACACAUACCCAGAGGCUUGCUGGUUGAUAUUCCUAUGGAAAAUGUACCUAAAGACUUGGCAUCUCCUCAGAGCUCUGUUCAGAAAUAAACAUUAUUAAGGGGAGAGCUUUAUAACACUUGGGAAAACAAUUGGAAGUAGAUUCAAUCUAGUACAAUCUAUGUAUCACACCCUCUGCUAUAAGAGGAAGCUUCUCCCACCCCUCCUUCAAAUCUCCACUGAGAGCUGGAAAUGGUAGCCUAUUAUGUUUCCAAAAAUUUCAUUUUACAUGUAUCUUAGAUGUAGUGUGUAUCCUCAUGUUCCAUAUCACUGAAAAGAAACAAUUAUAUCAAGUGUUUCCUUUUAUAGUUAAUCAUUUGUGUUUUUCAAUAAUAAAAAUUGUGCCUGCCCUUCUC